CGCUCACGGUCGCUGUUUUCGUCCAGUCUUGCGCGACAACGAGCAGUUUUCCAAGCUAAGGGGAAAUACGGUCCUUCGCCAGUUUCGCCGUAUAAAAGAGAUCGCGAGACGAGUAUCGUAUACAGAAUGGAGGGAGACGAUGGCCCUUCAGCCAUCGGUAAUAAACCCAAUAUUAUUAAAGCAGCACAAGAAGAAAUGGGACGAUUAGAUGUACUGGUAUGUGGACAGUGUCAUUCUGUCUUUCAUUUUAUCGAAGAGUUUCAAGAACAUCGUACAAAGGAGAGAGCCUGUUCUAAAGCAUCACAUAUUCGUGAAACUAACGACAAUGGGCAAAAAGCACAAGUAUGGGCAUUUCUACUAUGGAAAGAUACACAAAUUCAACAAGACAGUUCAGACAAGGAUACAUCUAGUGCUUGGGAAUUGUAUCAGAAAUGGUGUAAGAUGGAUACGCAUGUGAGAGAGGCAUGGGUUACAGCAGGAAAAACUAUACAAACCUUUACAAAAAUUAGUAACGCAAAAAUGCAGGAUACCCCAAUACAAAUUCAAUCAAAUACCAAUAUCGAAGGUGCCAAACCACUGAUAGUUCGUAAAGUUGUCAGAAAUGGACAACCGGAAGAAACAGGUGAAGCUAAAAAGGAUUCUGCGAAAUUACUGGAAACAAAAACACAAAAAAAUGAAUCUAUGGAAAUUGAAGUAGACAAAAAAGAAAAACCAAGGCUGAAACCAUCGAUUAAGCCUAAAAUUAAGUCUGGCAAAGCAAUUGCUGAAGAAGAUACAGACCUGAAUAACGAAGAAUACAUUGUCGAUAAAAUAUUAGCCAAACGCUUUAAUCCAAAAAAGAGAUGCUCGGAAUACUUAAUCAAGUGGGAAGGCUAUUCACAUGAAAACAAUACAUGGGAAUCUGCAGAGGCUGUAGCAACGUGCAAAAGUUUGUUGGAUGAAUUUGAGCGAAAUCUCGCCAAGCAAAAAGAGCUUAAAGCACAACAGCAGGCUAAUACAAAGAUCGUUGGACGUGUGAGUUUGCAGACGCAAAAAUCGGUGAUGAAAGCUGAGACUAGUCAGCCUGGACCAAGUACAGCGGUUCAAGCAGGACGCCCGAUGCGGUCUAGUAAAUCAAAAGCGAUGGAUCAAGUCAAGCAAUGGUGUGGUUCGAUGAAAGACGAAGAAAACGAACUGUUAGGUAAAAGGAGGAUCGAUGAUUCGGAAAGCGAUUCAGAAGAAGGAGGAAGUAGUGCAGCAAAGAGAACGAAAGGUGACACGGGAAGUGAUGACGAAUGGACUGGAGAAUCCGAAGACGAAAGAAUGGUGGGCCGUAGCGACGUAAUUCAACGUGCGUUCAAUCGCGCUAAUGCGCAAUCGAAUGGAUCCAACAGAACUUCGGUUUCGUCUACCGAUCUGGCAACGUCAUUAGGUUUGCAGUCUCCAGAGGGAGCAAAAUCUAGCCAACAGCCUGUUUUAGUGGCUAGCGCCAAGGGAGUUGUUAAAGUCGAUCCCAAACAAAUGCCGAAUUUGGCUUCCGGUCUCUAUGUCAUGUCGCGAAAAGAUGGUAUCAUUAAAUUGAAUUCGUCCCCCAGUGGAAAACUAGCGGUCAAAGGAUCUCCGACAACGCAAAGUGUCGUAAUGGUUCAAAAUCGAGAUAAUACAAACGUAAUAAAAAAACAAAUAAUCUCGACGUCUCAGUCUAAUUCGAUGACCCCUGUGAAAGUCGUUUCGAAAAUGGACGGAAGCCAAAUGGUAACUCAGAUGAAGGUGGUCAAGAGCGUUACACCGAAAAUGGGCAGCGUACAGAAGAGUGAGCCUGUAAAGAUACAGCCAAAACCGGAUCCGUCGCAAUUGCAACAGAUACAUGUUGUGACUGCAGUGCCGACACCAAUAACUUUACAACCGAGAAUAACUACAGGUAUAAGAUCUGCUCCUGUCACGCCUCAGCGAACGACAGACGGUCGUCCUUUACUACCUAGACCGACAUUGCGUCCGACAGCAGCAACAAGCGUUCUUGGUACAAUUCGUACGCCCGUCAGAGCACCUGCACCGAGGAUUCAGGCGCAAGCGACGCGUCCGGUGUUGCAAAAGCGUACGACGACAGUUGUAAGUACGCAACAGACCGUUUCACCGGUUGUCACAAUGACUGGUACGGUCACGCAAAUUAGACCAAAAUUCACGGUACUCACAACGUCUCCGCAGUCCAAACAGAUAAUCAAAACUGGCACCAAUUCAGUACAACAAUCAUCAUCACCACGACAAUCAUCAUCACCACCACAAAUAAAGCAAUCUUUGAAGACACCAGUAGGUAAGGCACAAUCAUUGUUAUCUCCGCAACAAAAGUUAUUGAUGGUAAAGAGAAAAGCUCAAGAAGCAGCAGGCAUAAAACCGGGUGGUCGUGGACUUUUGGCAGGUGCUCGUGCCGUUGCGGGCCGAGGCAGAGCAAAAGUAGGUACUUCCGAGACGCCUUCACCAAUAGGUCAGACAAGUUCCAAACCCGCGAAGGAAAGCAAAUUAGCGGAAGGUGAUGGACUUCACAUGGAAUUUCACGAAGUCGGCUCGGAAGAGAGUAGCAGCGAAGAUGAAUCAGAUCUUCCACCUGCUCCUGAGCCGGAUGUUGUUACGGCUCCAGAACCUGACAGUCCACCGCGUCCAUUCACAUUAUGUCCCCUCACGGGACGCAUAAUCGGUCCAGAUGGUGAACCGAUUGAACAACAGGGUCCAGAACCUGAACCUGGUGAAGCAACAGCAAAUUCGACUGUAACAAAAACUAACACGUCCGAAACUGUGACAGCAGGUCUAGCUACGGCUACGACUGUCGCAGCUGCGACCGAUGCCAGUACUACCACCGUUACCACUACUACAACCACAACCGCUUCUACCAAUAAUGCUACCGCCGAAUUGGUCUUACCUUCUCUUGACUCACUCACCGAAAGCGGUGGUAUUAUGAGAGUAGAGAUGAGUCCAGGUGGAACGACCGGCACCAUUGUUCAAGACAGUGAAACAGCACAGAUUAAUUUAUCGAAUGUAACGAUAUCUGCGCCAGAUUUACCUUGCUUGGACGAUACCGCUUCUACGACAGCAGUAACCACCGUUUCACAAUCUGUAUCCACAGUAACGUCUUCGACAGAAACCGUUGUUUCUAGUUCUGCUGAAACAUCCAUUACUACGGUAUUGUCGACAGUUCCGACAACAUCUACCGUUACUAUGUCGGUAACAACGGCAGAUGUCAAGACUGGGGAAAAGGUACCGGAAGAGAAGAAAAUGACGGACGAUGCAUCCAAUUUGGUUACUAUAGCUGAACAUGGCGUCGUCUAUCAAGUCGCGAGUCAAGCUGAAGAUGGACAAACUCUCCUCGUGACGCAUGGCGCCGAUGGCGAGCAGCAGUGUGUAUAUGUCACCACCGAGCAACAAGGAGAUGAAGGAUCAGUCUUAACAUUGGAUCAUGCGGUAGCUGAAGCUGUAGCACAGUUGAUCCCUGAUCAGGUAAAUCUCACGCCGCAGUUUUACGUAAAGGAAGAUGGAACAGAACCGACUGAAAAUUCAAUGGUUAUGUCUAUAAUGGAUAACACAAAUGCGUCCGAUGUAAGUGGAACCCAAGAAGAUAAUGAUGGACAUAACGAUGGACAGUCUGUUAUAGCUCAAGUAGUGCAAGCUGAAGAACCCACUCCAGGAGGAACCAGGAGAGUAGUGUUGUUGUUGCCGGACGGAAAUUUAAUGAUGACCGAAGUGGAUGAGGAGCAGUAUGCUGCUUUGGAACUUGAUAAGUGAAAACAAACAUCAUUUUGCGCAUAUGCUAAUAAAAUCCCAUGCCAAUGCAUCGAAUUGCACGUUACGUGCAUAUUGUACGUUUAAAACGUGAUCGUGAAUUGUAUAUAUGUAAAAACGUUCAACGUUCGUACAAUUGCACGUUAAUGACGUCUUAAUAUUCAAUGACUAGGCUAAAUGUUGUAAGACGGAGAACUAGCUGGUAUACUGUAAAAAAAUCAGCACACACCAAGAAAAAGUUAAAUUUUUAGAUUAAAC
Molecule: messenger RNA, 4008 nt
Organism: Cyphomyrmex costatus
Lineage: Eukaryota; Metazoa; Arthropoda; Insecta; Hymenoptera; Formicidae
Gene: Chro
Product: chromodomain-containing protein chromator
Exons: 10
Coding region: 127-3753 (1208 amino acids)
Source: RefSeq, a predicted model, not a curated record